AUGACUUAUUCAAGCCAGCACAAUUGGCGUCCCAACCAGGAUCAUCGACCUACAAAUCGGGGUAGUGGGCGUCCAUACCAGAACAACAACAAGCGAUGGCCAAGCAAGAACCAAGAUGACAAGGACCACCAAGCCGAUGACCAGAUUGCUCCAAGGCAUGCAUCCGGCUCCGUCGACGACCUCCAACGAUGGGCACUGACUACUGCCAACUUCCUUCAACACGGUCACGGCAAGAGAGAAGACCAGAUCAUCGAGCGCGUUCAGCGGAGAUACGCGAACGCCGACAUUGGCGGAUACGAGAACCCUCACGCCAAAGAAGAUACGGCACAUGUUCAAGGUCUUGGCACCGUUCCAGGAAUCGAUCAGGCAUCCACCGAUGGAGGCUCUGUUUCAAGGAUGGAUAGCGCCUCCAUGAAGAGACGGCGGUCAACGUCGCCUGCUUACAACAGUCAGAACAAGAGACCCCGCUCCAAGUCGCCGCUUCAUAAGGCACGGAUGGAGAAAACUACGGCCGACUGGGUUGAGGAAGACGAUGACUACGCGCAGUCAAGUGAGUGGAGCUUUCCGGGAAGUGAAGAUGAAGGAUGA
Messenger RNA from Dothidotthia symphoricarpi CBS 119687, 588 nucleotides. RefSeq lists its product as uncharacterized. NCBI's taxonomy places the organism in Eukaryota, Fungi, Ascomycota, Dothideomycetes, Pleosporales, Dothidotthiaceae. The record is from RefSeq and is a predicted model, not a curated record. The coding region runs from base 1 to 588 and encodes 195 amino acids. The transcript has a single exon.